Molecule: messenger RNA, 598 nt
Organism: Notothenia coriiceps (black rockcod)
Lineage: Eukaryota; Metazoa; Chordata; Actinopteri; Perciformes; Nototheniidae
Product: CCR4-NOT transcription complex subunit 6-like
Exons: 3
Molecular function (GO): 3'-5'-RNA exonuclease activity
Source: RefSeq, a predicted model, not a curated record
GUUUACUUUGCUCCAGAAACACACUGUGGAGUUCAACCAGGUGGCCAUGGCCAACUCUGAGGGCUCCGAGGUCAUGCUGAACCGCGUGAUGACCAAAGACAACAUCGGUGUGGCCGUCCUGCUCGAGGUCAACAAGGACAUGUUCUCCGAUGGCGUGAAGGUGCCACAGGAGAGGCAGCUGAUCCUGGUGGCCAACGCCCACAUGCACUGGGACCCCGAGUACUCGGAUGUCAAGUUGAUCCAAACCAUGAUGUUCCUGUCGGAGCUGAAGAGCAUCGCUGAAAGGGCUUCGAGCUCCAUGGCGACCGGCUCGCCCGCCUCCAACCCAUCCUCCAUCCCCAUCGUCCUGUGUGCUGACCUCAACUCGCUGCCCGACUCCGGUGUGGUGGAAUUCCUGAGCAACGGAGGAGUGGCCGACAACCACAAGGACUUCAAGGAGCUACGCUACAAUGAAUGUCUGACCAACUUCAACUGCAACGGCAAGAAUGGCAACUCAGACGGAAGCAUCACACACAGCUUCCAGCUGAAGAGCGCCUACGACAGCAAUCUGAUGCCUUACACCAACUACACAUAUGACUUUAAGGUACCGUCUGCCUGA